This is a messenger RNA of Gallus gallus (chicken), 4444 nucleotides long. It is a transcript of the gene SLC2A14, whose product is annotated as solute carrier family 2 member 14. The coding region runs from base 586 to 2067 and encodes 493 amino acids. The transcript has 10 exons. NCBI's taxonomy places the organism in Eukaryota, Metazoa, Chordata, Aves, Galliformes, Phasianidae. Gene Ontology annotation, cellular component: membrane. Gene Ontology annotation, biological process: D-glucose transmembrane transport. The record is from RefSeq and is a predicted model, not a curated record.
AGGGUGCGUUCUUACGCAGACGUUGCGGCGGUGCGUGCGCGUGGGCGGAGUACCGUACCGUUCGGGUUCCGUUAGGCUGGGUGUCGGUGCUGGAGCAGUUCGCCGCAGGAGAUGGCUGACAAGAAGGUAAGGCUUGCGGGCGGUCUCCUCGUCGGAGCUGAUGUGGAGCUGAUGCAGAACUGGGGCCGUUGCCCGCAUGUGCCGGGCAGCUCGAUUCCCCGGAGUGCUGGGGGCUCUCGGCGGGUGUGAUGGGAUCUGGUCGCGGCUGGCGGCGGGUCGUGGUUCAUCGCCGCAGCGCCGCCUGCCGCCAUCGGGUUGUGAGCGAGGGGAGAUACAGUGGUGGGGCUGGCAGGCCGCGGUUCUCGGCUGGCGGCUCGGCGAGAGCUCUUGUCUAUCGUGGAAGGACGGGGUGCUUAUCUGGGAGGGUUUGGUGCAGGCCGUUGGGUUGAUCUGUUUUGGUGCGUGUGACCGGUUGUCCGCGUGAUGCCAUCCAUAUUUAAUUCGCUUCGAUCACGGCGUGUCUUCCGUUGGCUGGGUAGUGGUCAUCUGUCCCAGAGUUAAUGGCAGCGGAUUCGUGAUACUAAAAUGAAGAAAAUCACUGCAUCCCUUAUCUAUGCUGUUUCUGUUGCUGCCAUUGGAUCUCUCCAGUUUGGGUACAACACUGGUGUCAUUAAUGCUCCUGAGAAGAUCAUCCAGGCCUUCUACAACAGGACUUUAUCUCAGAGGAGUGGGGAGACUAUCUCCCCAGAGCUUCUUACCUCACUAUGGUCCCUUUCUGUGGCAAUCUUCUCAGUAGGAGGUAUGAUUGGCUCCUUCUCAGUCAGCCUUUUCGUCAAUCGAUUUGGCAGGAGAAACUCCAUGCUGUUGGUGAAUGUCUUGGCUUUUGCUGGGGGUGCUCUCAUGGCCUUAUCCAAGAUUGCAAAGGCAGUGGAGAUGCUGAUAAUUGGGCGCUUCAUUAUUGGCCUUUUCUGUGGUCUGUGCACUGGCUUUGUUCCCAUGUACAUCAGUGAGGUCUCACCCACCAGCCUUCGUGGAGCCUUUGGAACCCUCAACCAGCUGGGCAUAGUUGUAGGCAUCCUGGUGGCCCAGAUUUUUGGCCUCGAGGGGAUAAUGGGGACUGAAGCACUUUGGCCACUGCUGCUGGGGUUCACGAUUGUUCCAGCAGUUCUGCAGUGUGUGGCUCUUCUUUUCUGCCCUGAGAGCCCCCGUUUCCUGUUGAUCAACAAGAUGGAGGAAGAAAAAGCACAAACUGUUCUUCAAAAGCUCCGUGGUACACAGGAUGUAUCUCAAGACAUCUCAGAGAUGAAAGAAGAGAGUGCUAAAAUGUCUCAGGAAAAGAAAGCCACUGUACUAGAGCUAUUCCGCUCUCCAAACUAUCGUCAACCCAUUAUCAUUUCCAUCACACUGCAGCUCUCUCAGCAGCUCUCAGGCAUCAAUGCUGUAUUCUAUUAUUCUACAGGGAUUUUUGAAAGAGCUGGUAUCACACAGCCUGUGUAUGCCACCAUUGGAGCUGGUGUGGUAAACACGGUCUUCACUGUUGUGUCACUGUUCCUGGUAGAGCGUGCAGGGCGCAGGACCCUCCAUUUAGUUGGUUUGGGUGGCAUGGCUGUGUGUGCUGCUGUUAUGACUAUUGCUUUGGCUCUGAAGGAAAAGUGGAUCAGAUAUAUCAGCAUUGUUGCCACUUUUGGCUUUGUGGCCCUUUUUGAGAUUGGCCCUGGACCUAUCCCUUGGUUCAUUGUGGCAGAACUUUUCAGUCAAGGCCCACGGCCUGCAGCCAUGGCGGUGGCUGGUUGUUCUAACUGGACCUCUAAUUUCUUAGUGGGAAUGCUCUUCCCCUAUGCUGAGAAAUUAUGUGGCCCCUAUGUCUUCCUUAUCUUCCUUGUUUUCCUGCUCAUCUUCUUCAUAUUCACAUACUUCAAAGUGCCAGAGACCAAGGGCAGGACUUUUGAAGAUAUCUCCAGGGGCUUUGAAGAACAAGUAGAAACAAGCUCCCCAUCCUCACCACCUAUAGAGAAGAACCCCAUGGUGGAGAUGAACAGCAUAGAACCUGACAAAGAAGUUGCCUAAGAUUCAUGACACACCCUUUCUUUGACUCUUGCAUAUUCAUAGAGUCAUUAAAGGAAUGAGCAAAGAAAUGAUGAGAACUGGAACAAUUUAUUUCCCUAACUGCUGCUAUUUUCUUCUCUGUACCUACAUACUCCCCGUUCCCCUUAUUCUGCCAGGCUUACCAGUGUUAAGCAAAUCUGAUAUGGGUGAUCUCAUUUUUAAAUACUGGAAGGUACUUGGCACUCUAGCAAGAAUAAUCUCAUUCUUUGCCACAAACAUCAGGUGAAUACGGUAAUGUUGCUUUUCCCACCUGUAAUUGCUAUUUGGAAUUAACAUACUUAUGCAGUGACCGUAAUGUAAUUUAAAUACUAUUUUUGUAGUGAGUUAAAGUUGCCCACCAAAUAAGUCCCCUGCCCUUUGAGUCUACUCUGUGUGGGUGUAUGUGUGCGCAUGUAUGUGCAGUGUUACACUGGAAUUUAACAGGCCUACCAAAAAGCCAUCUCCUUGCUUUUUCCUUUCCAGUGUGCACUUCUUCAGCCUCAGGAAAAGGGGGACCAAGUUGCAUGCCUAUUUUUUUCUUUUUUUGUAUAGACAAACAGAACAUACUUUUACUUAAGUUUAUUUAUUUGUAUGUCACUUUGUAAAUAUUUAUUUUUUUAAUCGUGUACAAAAAUGUACAGAUAAUGAAGUUGGAGAUGUUUGACAAAUAGUUAUUCUAACAAGGUGCUGUAGACUUGAGGUGCAAUAAAACUGUAGAGAAGGAAUACUGUACCAAACAGUAAGUUGGGCGUUUUGGAUUGUAGAACAGAGCCAAUUGUGCACAUCACCUUUUAAAGUUAAUUUUGCCCCUUGAAAAGUAAUUCACAUAACUGAAUGCUGAUGAGAAGCAGUAUAUUUGUUCACCAAAAUUCCUAUGUCAUUCGGAUAUUUUUGCGUGUUGACUUUAAAUAUUGCUCUGAAGUAUUAUUUGGAAAGUGAUAUUGCAGCAAUGGGGUGUUACUACUUUAUAUUUUCAGUAACAGUUUUUAAGCAUUGUUCAAGAUGAUUGGGGGUAUUGACUGCAAACCAGCAAGUGACUUUUUUUUUUUUUGCUUUCUCUUGACUUUUUGGCCUCUCUGCUGUAUUCUAGUAGGCCAGAAAGUUUGAAGGUUGCAGGUAGUUACUUAAGGUGCAUGAGGCUAAAAGUUAUUUUCCAAAGCUACUUCACAAUUAUUUAUAAAUAUUGGAGGCAAAAUUGACCAUUUGUGUCUACAAGGGUCAUGCUAUGGCAUGUGUACAUACAUAGCGAUGCAGAAUUAGAGACUAGAGCUACUGGAAUAUCCUAGUUUAGCAGCUUGAAAAAUUCAGUCUACUAGUUAGUUGUAGACCAAAUGUUUUUGUCCUGUGUCCUCUCUGGAAGAAACAGUGCCCAGCAUUGUUUGUUGUUCUGUGCAGAGGUAAUACUACAGAUUUGCUAGACCCAACAUGGCAGACACAGGGAGCAUUAUGCAGGUAACUCUCCCUUCUUUCUCUCUACUAGGUGUGUAUAUACCCACAGUUAUUGAGCUAAGUGUAAGCAAUCGAUUCAGUUUAGGAAGGGGGAAAAGUGUGUGAUAUUCAGGGGACUGCUGCUUCCUCUGACUACAGUACUCUGAGUUUUGGCCUGUAAACUAGGAGAAGUAGUGGAGGGGAGUGGGUAGACUCAUUGUCUUAGGCCUGCAUUUUUUUGUCUUAAUCAAACUCAGGUCUACCUGCAGACUCACACCAGAGUUAAUUACUAGAUGUCUUAUAAAAGGUUUGCAGUGGGUUAGAAAGGUGAAAGGAAAAAGAGCCCCAAAUGGGAGAAAUGACAGGAAAAUUGGUAGUAGAAUGCAUAGCCCAAGUUUUCUUCAACUUGCUAUGUCGUCAGGAAUGUCCCUUUAAUUCUAGAGUUGUCUUUAGCAUUUUCUAUAACUAGUGAUGAGAUUUUAACCUUCCCUGAUGAAAAGGAGUUGGAGAAAUCAGUAAAAUUUGCCUCUCUGAAAUACUUACUGUGAUGUUGUACGAAGUACUUUGAUCUUUGCACACCGUAGUCCUAUUGCAUCCAGAUUUCCCCUGCUUUCCAUCAGGCUUCUCUAACAGAUAUUUAUUCCCAGAAGUAUUAUAAGACUACUCUCACUCCUGACUUUCAUAUUUUUUCCCAGUUUCUUUGCAGGAAGAUGUCCUCUGUAUGGACAUUGGCUAUUCUAGGAAAUUUCCCCCACAGCUGUGUAUUCCAUACUUUGCUUUACAGAAGUGUGUUGGCUUGGAUCAAAAUGUGCAGGUCUUUCUCAUGUGGUCUCUUGUUAUUCUGUAAUGGCAUUGUGGAUAUUUUCGAUGGGUUUUAUAAGCUUAUUGUGAUUUGUUUCAUCUUUUUAAAAUAAAGAUUACCCGUCUAAUA